Cornus florida is the source of this 3395-nucleotide messenger RNA. RefSeq lists its product as uncharacterized. Lineage: Eukaryota; Viridiplantae; Streptophyta; Magnoliopsida; Cornales; Cornaceae. The transcript is spliced from 7 exons. The record is from RefSeq and is a predicted model, not a curated record. The coding region runs from base 390 to 1826 and encodes 478 amino acids.
GAACUUCCCCCCCCCCCUCUUUCUCUGCAACAGCAAACUACAAAAUCGACAAGAAUUAGAAGUUCAAAACCCAUAUAUUUCAGUUUAUCAAUUUGUCUGCAAGAAUCAAAAGUUCAAAACCUAUUACCUAUAUCAAAACCCAUAUUGGCAUAUCAUUUCAGAUUGAUCAAAAAAUCAAAACCCAUAUCUUUCAGUUCCAAUCGCCCGCUGUUCCCGUUCGGGUUCGCCGUUCGCAAGCUUCAGCCGCUGGCCCGCUGUCUCUCAACUCUCAAGCUUGUCCCUCUCUCUCUCUCUGUAACUGCUAACUUACACGAGAUGAUAGCAUGAAACCAUAGUUUCCGUUUUACAAACGGAUCAGGGUUUUCUGGGGUUCAGUUAUUGAAUCGACAAUGGACAUGGACAUCGCUCGUUGGGUUCUCGAAUUCCUCUUUAGGCAGUCCAUCGAUGACUGCUUACUGAAUACUCUCGUUGGAGCCCUUCCUCUGUCCGACGACCAUCCGAGUUUGAAGAAGACAAUCCUUGUGCGAAGGAUCGAGUCGGAGAUCGAAAGCGUCUCGGUCUCGGAAAAAGUUCUCGAAUUGCUCGAACUCAUCGAACAGCUGGACUACGAAGAGGGAAUUGCGGCUUCAGAGGCCAUGAAAGCUGCAUACUGCGCGGUGGCGGUGGACUGUACGGCGAGGUUUCUCGACGGCAACAAGGACGAAGAGUGGGGCUAUUUUCACGCAGUCAAGAGAAUCUGGAGGGAUAGGUUCCGGGAGAUAGAGAAAUGGGAGAAUAUAGGGUUUGUGUCGGAUGAACUUCGGAGUUGGAGGGAUAAGCUAGAGGCUGCAAUUUGGGAUGCGAGUGUUCGUGAAAAUCUGCGAAAGAGGAAGGAAGGGAACCAUGCUGUGGAGGCUGUUCGAGUUUAUGUCGCAGAAGUCUGGGCAAGCAUGGGUCCUCCAUUUCUUGAACUGGUUGCCCAAACAAUGGGUUAUGAUAAACUGAAGGUGCUGGGCAUGAACAAAGUUGGGGAGAGAGUGACAAGUUUGGCAGAUGCAGACCACAACAAGAAGGGCGAGAAAGAAAUGCAGAAGGGUAACACGCUUCAUAAACGCAAGAAUGCCACUGGUCGAUGCUCUAGAGGACCAAUCUCGAAAACAGCUAGAGGAGUUCAUAUUACUGAUAAUGUGGAAUCAGACUCAGGGACGACAUACAACAAAUAUGAUUGCCCCCCUACCAUUAUAGUUAAUAAGAUACAAGAAGAGCUCAGAUCCAGUUCUUUGCAGCUACAAGCUAUGGUGAAAGACCCUCUUCCUGAUGCAUUAAAGCUUGCUGAAGCUAUAAUAAUGCAAAGAGGAAAGAUGAACCACAAGCCUAUGGUAGAAAAUCAGAAUAAGGUUGAUGUACAUGCUGUGAAUACCUCUGUUGACAAGAGUGCUGAAGUUGCUGAGGCCAAUGAAGGUAACAUUGGGAAUCAGUGUUGCAGCCAUCAGAAUGAGGCGCCUAGGCCCAGCUUAAUGUCACGGAAUGGUACUGCUUGCACUUAUGAGUGGGAUGAUUCUAUUGACAAUUUAUCUGAAGGGUCACCUGAUGGUCAGAAUAGAGUUCACUUACCCAGCCCAAAUAGAAGGAUUGUUUCUCCUUUGAAGAAGUAUGAAAUGCCAAAAUUAUCGAAGAGGAGAAAAGCUAAGAAAUGGAGUCUAGUAGAAGAAGACACAUUGAGGACUGGUGUGGCGAAGUAUGGUGUAGGAAACUGGGCGAUCAUCUUAAAAUCCUAUCCUGAUGAAUUUGAAGAGAGGACAGCGGUUGAUUUGAAAGACAAGUGGAGGAACAUGACUCGUUAUUGACUCUUCUAAUCAUAGUCUCUAGCGUUUUGUAUCUUUUUGUCUAUGCUAAAUUCCUAUGUUGACAAAUUUGAAGAGCGGACUGAGGUUGAUUUGAAAGAGAAAUGGAGAAAACAUGACUCGGUAUUGACUCUUCUAAUCAUGGUUUGCGUUUUUUGUUUAUGGUCUGCAGCUUUUUAUAUGUUUUGUAUAUUUUUGUGUAUAGGUCUGUUUUGCAAUAUCUCUUCUUUAUCCCGCAACUCAUUAUGUAUCGACAAGUUGUAUAGAUCUCAAACUUAGGGGCCUGUUCAGUCCACAGAGGUUCAUUUCUUCCAUUUCAUACUGCCCGAUGGACUUCUAACCUCCAUGCCGUGAGAGAACCCAUCACUCCACUAUAGAACAACCUGAAGGCUCACAUUAGAGGGUAAAGAAUCCAGUCUGCAAAAAUAACAUUAAAAGCAACUCCAAUGCUAAUCCCCUCAACUGUGUGAUGAUUGACCGUCACUUGAAUGAACGGCUCAGAUUCAAGGGCUUUGUGUUGAUGUUAAGGAGGAGUAGGAGAAAUAGGACCUCUUCGGACCAGUUCAGAACUUUGUAUUUUGUCUCCUCUAAUAUGUGUACAACCUAUUGACCUUCUACCUCAUGACCCUUCUGAAGAACUCUCUGUUAAAUUAACAUACUACUUUGGGGAAAAAAAAAUGCACUAAUUAGAGGAAUGCUCUCGCUAGAGCUCCCUCAUUAGAAGGGUCCUGAGUUCUUCAUAUUAUUUAGGGCAAAGUGCUUACACUGCGUCUCGUACCCCACACGUGGAGAAAGUAUCCCUGAAGUUUCACUUUGUGCAAAUAGGUUCCAUCCAAAUUAUCCUUUUACAUAUUAGUAGUAUUUUUUAAAGAAUUAUUUUGUGAAAUGAUCAAAAAGGAUAAUAUUAUUUUAACUUGUUUUUUGUCAAAAUAAUAUUUUAACAUGAGCGCUGGGUCUGGUGCGGCACAAAUCAGAGAGCUUUCAAGCAUGGAGGUCCAGCGACCCACAGUUGCCGAAAACAGUGACCAUGGUCGCCGACCUUUGGUCAGGCAGGGUUGCCACUAUCUGACUAUGGUCAGGCGGCGACCCUUCUGUCUUUCUUUUGCUCCAUUUUUGUUCCUUUCCAAAAAAAUUCUUCAUCCUUACCUCACCUCAAACCUCCAUUGAUGGCCAUAACCUCCAAACCACCUUUGGACCUCCAUUGAUGCUCAAAACAGUCUCAAAAAGCUUACAGGCUCAAUGAAUUGCAAGGAUUCAAAAGAAAUUGAAUGAAUUGCUAGGAUAUUGCAACAAACCUAUAUGCUCAAUCCAACAAAAACCUCCAAAAAUUAGUCUGAAUCCUUCCCUAGAAAAAUAAUAAUAAUAAUAAUAAAAAAAAUAGAAUAAUGAAUUAGUGAAUAUCAUACUUUGUAAUCGUCAUUUUAUUGUAUAAUCCUUUCCAUGACUGAUACAUUAAUCUUCCCAAAAAAAAAAAAUAAAAAAAAUAAAAUGUACCUUUGAAUAAGUAUGGACGCGUUUCCCUUUUGAACGCUCUUUUAAUAUAUUUUAUUUAUCAAAAAAAAAAAAAAGAAA